Pocillopora verrucosa is the source of this 4286-nucleotide messenger RNA. Its product is annotated as tudor domain-containing protein 5. The record is from RefSeq and is a predicted model, not a curated record. Gene Ontology annotation, molecular function: mRNA binding. NCBI's taxonomy places the organism in Eukaryota, Metazoa, Cnidaria, Anthozoa, Scleractinia, Pocilloporidae. Gene Ontology annotation, cellular component: nucleus; cytoplasm.
CAGUCGCCUUGAUUGUUUUGGAAAAGCUAAUCACCAGGUCAUGUUCCACGGACUUUGUUGUUUUCAAUGGCUGGAGAAGUGCCUCAGUCAGUUAAGAUAUCUUUAAGGUCCGUGUUGUUAUCUAGCAUAAAGGGGAUCAAGCAAACGAGGGUAGAGAAAGAUUAUCAUCAGUUGACAAACUCAAAACUUGAUUUCAAAAAGUAUGGCUUCCAAGACCUCUAUGAAUUUUUGCUGGCUAUCCCAGACGUUGCAAGGCUGGAAUUUUCCGUAAAGGAUGGAGAAAAUAAAGUGUUUGGAGUUCCUGAAAAGGGGGUGUUUAUCUCCAAACAUGCAAAGAAGGCCGAAGGUGUCCCAAAUGGACUUAACCCUCUGCAUCCUUCAGAGUGGCCUCGAAACAAGAGGAGCAAAUCAAAAGACCGAACUGUUGUACACGAUAAAGCUUCCUUGAAAGUGACGGUAGAUUCAGACCAAAAAAAAGACAUUUUACCAAACUUUAAAGGGCUAUACGGGAUUCAUAUCGGGCAUUUGCCAUUAAAUUGUCAAGAGAGUGAACUGAGGGAUAUUUUCAAGCAUUUUAAAAGUUUAAAGGAAGUGAAGAUAGAAAAUUCUAACAGGAUUGCAUUUCUGAGGUUUUCCGAACAUGCAGAUGCUGUCCAAGCAAUGAGUGACUUGAAUGGUUACAAAUUACGUGACUCUGUGUUGAAGAUUAAUCCAGCCAUUAUACGGAACUCUGUUCAGAAUGCAAAAUUAAUGAAAGACAGAAAGGAACAAUCAAAGAUAGACACUAAAAAAUCUGUAACCACAAAUGGUUUUGUGAGUGAAGAUGCUGUUGUUACAGAACCUAGUAGUAGUGUUCCCUACAGGAGUCCUUUGUCAUUGCCAAGGGAAAUGAAAACAGUUUUGUCUGAAGAAAGCUGGGAAACGGAAAGUGCUCUGUCACCAACGAGAACGGCAGGAGAGAAAAAGAAAAUGUAUGGUCAAGAAAAUUCUGUGAUAGCUAUGAUAAAGGAAAACAGGGGAUAUCCCAUUCAUGUGAGCAAUUUUCCAGCAGGAACGACACAGGAAUCACUCAAACAAAUCUUCAGUGUACAUGGAAAAGUAGUGCAAAUUUUAAUGAAAGAGAAAUAUGCCUUUGUCUACUUUGCACAAAAGGAUGAAGCUGUAGCUGCCUUAGAAAAAUUGAAAGGUACAAAAAUAGGAGAUAAGAUACUUACAAUCACUCCUAAACAACAGAAAGGCAAAGCCAAGCAGCAAGACAACUUAGUAGUGGGUACCAUGGGGCAAUCACUUACUUCUAGUGAGAGCUCUGUAUCUAGCUGCAAUGCCAUGGGGUCUCAAUCACCCACAUAUAAUAGCUUCUCUGAUGGUGCACUUGGCUCAGGAAGCAGCAAGAGAGAUGGCUCUGGUGUGUUUGUCAAUGGAUUGAAAGGAUCAUGCGAAAGAAGUGUUGGACAAAACCAGGAGAGUGGUAGAACAAUAUAUAAUCAGAAACUUGAGGAAAGUGUAAAGAUCAGCUCUUCUUCUAUGGCUAGUGUUGGAAAAGGCAACUCUGGUCCUACUAGAAAACCAGAGAUUUCAGUUGCCACUAAAGAAAAAGGACCCGGGCAUAUUCUUUUAACCCAUUCAGAGAUGCAUGAACUCUUCUUGAAGUGUAAGAAACCACUUAGAACCAUGGAUGACAUCAAAGCUCAGGAGUUUAAAGUUCUUGUGACUGAUAUUGUAGACUCUUGCCACUUCUGGGCCAACAUUGAUGACAAGAGUGGAAGUUAUAAGGAACUUGAACAAAUUAGGACUGAUCUUCAGAUUGUGGAGCAUUAUAAGCGAUGUAUGCCUGUUAAGCAUCAGCUGGGUGCAGCAAUGUUUUCAGAAGACAAUCUUUGGUACAGAUGUUGGUGUUUAGAAGUAACAAAAAUGGACCAAAAGCAAGCAAAAGUUUUUUAUCUUGAUUAUGGAAACUGUGAAUGGAUAUCUUGGGACCAGUUUACAGACAUACACAAAAGAUUCUGGGAUCUUGCCCCUCAGGCAGUGCCAUUCAAGCUUGCAGGUAUUGAGGUUGCAACAGAUGUGUCACCUGAGAUAAUUAAUGAAGGGUCAAAAUACUUGAGUGCUUUGAUCAUUAAUAAAGUGUGCACAGCAAGAGUAUGUUGCUCAUCGGAUGCUAAUCAGCCUCAUGUCAUUGAGGUGGAACUUUUUGUCAAAGAUGACAAUGGGAGGGAUAUACAAGUAAAUGAGCAAAUAGCAUUGACAAGAUAUGUACGAGAGGCAAGGAUGGAAACUCAAGGAGCUUCAGGAUUAAUCCAAAGCAAAAUGAACACAGAAUCAAAUCCAACAUUCUUGACCCAGCUGCAGCAGCCAGAAAGACAAGGACUGGCACCCGUGUACGUUAGACCACAAAUUACAAAGGAUACCCAAAUUGUUGAUUCAUUUCCAAACCCAGUGCAAAAACCAAUGGAUCAAAAAAUAGAGCAAACUAUACAGCCCUCAUGGAGUAGUCAGGGAAAAUUGUCCCAGAAAUUGAAUCAAAGACCUCAUAAUGUACAUGAGAAUGGCCAGUGUUCCACUACAAACCAAAAUGUAGAAACAAUGAAAAAAUCUCUGCCUAAGACUUUGCAGCAACAACAGUACUACCCCAGUUACCAGUUGUUUGAGAAGAAAGAAGUCAUGAUAGUUACACUGUCACAUAUUGAAUCCUUUGAUGCAAUAUACUUCUAUAAGUCUGAUAAUAACAGUCUAGAGCAGCUUAGAUACAUGACAAGGGUGAUUAACUCUGAAACGAAUGUAGCUGCCAAGAUCUACCCUCGCAUUGGUGAUAUUGUAGUGACAGUCAAGGAAACUGGAAGGUGCUUCAGGGUCAAAAUUGUAUCAGUUCCUUUUGGUUCUGGGAUUGGAGUGGAUAGGGUGAAAGUUCAGAGUAUUGACUAUGGAUGGUAUUUCACUGUGCCUCUAAGUAGCUUAUGCGAAUUGCCUCAGAGCCUAAAGGAUAUGCCUCCUCAAGUUAUGAAGGCAAAUCUUGCAGGGCUGCAAAGAGAUUCUGCCCUGACGACAGUAAUGGCUGUGAAUAAGUUAAAGGAAGUUAAAGAAAGGAAACAGCCACUUCAAGCAUCAGUGGUAAAGCGGCGAGAGGAUGGUGUACUUUUGGUUGAACUCUUCCAAUCUGACGGCCCGAGUCUCAAUGUUCAGUUAUUGAAAAUGCAGGGGAUUCAGUUAGAUGAGUCUUUAUGCUCUCUUUUCUGUGCAAAUUUCAAAUCGCAAGGAUCUGAUACCUCUAGUUUGUCAUCUGGGGAAAGCAUCAACAGUCAUCACAUCACAAGUCAUCAAGUUUCAAGAUGGCCAACACAAGAGAAGACAGUGGAUCACAAUGCUGAUAACCAAUCUGUCCAUUCAGAUUGGGAAGAAAGCCCAACAGGAACAGAACCAGACUGGAUGGACACUGUGUCUGUACCUGGGAGUCAUAACAGUAUGACUGGUAGACAGUCUUUAGACAAUCUGUACCUGCCUCCACCUCCUGAGAGGCACCAGCCUUAUUCAUGGGGUCUAACCAGUGGUGUGCCUCAUGGUUCACGCUCCCCUUCAGCAUCCUCAUCAGCAAGCAAUGAAUCUCUUGAGGUACGUCUUUAUCACUCAGGAGGGUCCUCCUCCAGCCUUUCCCGGGAGAGACGGCUGCCGUCUUACUCAGGAUCAGGAUCAGGAUCAGGAUCAGAGGGCAGUGAUGUACAAGUACACUCAAGCGCUAAGACCUGGCAAAGUGCUACGCAGGAGAUGGAAGAUAAAGAACAAUUUAAUCAGGAAGAUCCACAAAAAUGUAGGCAGGAAAGAGAAGAACUGAUCCAAAAGGAGAACAACCUGAAAAGGACCUUGGAAUUACCGCGAGCUGAGAUGAUAAAAAUGCUGAGUUUGAACCAGGAAAAGGAAAAGCUAGAGAGAAAAAUCAGGAUUAAAGGACUUGAAAACCAAAUCCUAAAACUCAGUAAAGAACUGAAACAACUUGAACUUGAAAAAGGAGCACUUGAGGAGGAACUUGGAAGGAGUUGAAGAAAAACAUGUGUUUCUCUGUUUAUUGCCAAUACUGAGUAAUCUUGGUUGAUUAUAAAAUCAAUGUUUUAGCUUAAUGGAUCUUAAUAAAGCAUGUAAGAAUCUGAAACUUACCGUCCAACCUGGGCUUAUGUUGAGGCACCUGAAGCUGUUUUGUUGCCAGUGGGGUUAACAAAGAACUGGGAAUUUUUUUGUAAUAAACUGAAAGCAUUGUUCUUUAAUCUUUAGUACCUUUACCAUAGGCUUUGGAAUAA